Molecule: messenger RNA, 800 nt
Organism: Lycium barbarum (goji berry)
Lineage: Eukaryota; Viridiplantae; Streptophyta; Magnoliopsida; Solanales; Solanaceae
Exons: 3
Coding region: 1-540 (179 amino acids)
Source: RefSeq, a predicted model, not a curated record
AUGAAAGAUUAUGGCUUAGCCGGGGAUGUCGGGGUCACUAAGUGUAAUUCAAGUGGAGAUACAGUAAGAGCAGAUACAGAAGAGAUUCAUGAAGAACCCGUCAUUUUUGAACAACAUAUUGAACCAGUGGCAUUUGGAUCUCAAAUCCAAAUUGAGAAAUCUCAACAUACAGUUGAUGCUGCCCAUGUUGUUCCUGCUUGCAAAACUAGCAAUGACAGAAGCCCCGUGUUAGUCGGUGACAAAACAGUUGAGUUACGCCCUGAUGAAGGUGUAUCUUCUACGUCGAUCAAUGUUGGUGUUGUUGAUCAAAACCAAGAGAGAAAAGAAGAUGCCCCUGAUGACGUACAUCAAGUUGCAUUUCAUGUUCAGUUGGAGCAUAACCAGAUUCAACGGGAAAAAGGAGUGGAUGAGUUGGAUGACAGUUUUUUCCCAACCCAAAAUACUGUAGCAAAACUUGUGAUGAAACUGCGUAAAGAUAGGCGCCCUGGCCCUUCGCAAGUUUCUCCAUUCGUGACAAAUUUUGGCUCCGCUUCGGGUUAGUAUUAUUACGUAAUUAGAUGUGUAUGCAUGUAUUUUCUUAUCCUUGUAUUUUUAAUCAUAUUUCAUUGUAUUCAAGCAGGUAGCUCAGUAAAGUUGACACAGAUAUUAAACAUGAAACACCCAUUUGAGAAUGAUGCUAUCACGGGGCAACAUGAUAAAAACCUUUUAGCUGAUUCCUCAAAAUGGGUUAGAGAGGGGCUACUUGUUAGACAUGAUGUCAGGUAAGUUUAUUCAACAAUCACAGUUUUUUUUUUUUUUUG